AUGGCUGACUCAUCAAAGAGGAAGAGGAUGAUGCAUUUGAUGACGAUGAAUAUUAAUAAAUCUUCAAGAGAUAUGAAGAUCAAGAGAGAUCAAUCUGAGUUUUCUCUGCAUUUUGGUUUGGUUUUUCAUCUUGAUUCUGAGAUUGAAGUCUUGGAUCUUAUGUAUGAAGAUUAUUUCACUGCUGAAAGGUCUUCAAUGGAUUCUUCUAAUGUUUUUUUCCUUCAAUCCUCUGAUAAUCCUGGUAUAAUGCUAGUUUCCAAACCAUUUGAUGGUAAUGGUUAUGGUGCUUGGAGAAGAGCCAUGGAGAUAGCUUUGACAGCCAAGAACAAACUGGUUUUUGUGAAUGGUUCUUGCAAGAGACCGAGUGUUGCUUCUAUUGAUCUACAAAACUGGGAGAGGUGUAAUAGUAUAGUCAUCUCUUGGAUUUUAAAUGGUCUUACCAGUGAUAUAUCUGGAAGUGUAGUUUACAUAAAAACAGCUAGAGAGAUGUGGUUGGAAUUGGAAGGUAGAUUUGGGCAAUUGAAUGGUCCUCUCUUGUAUCAGUUGCAAAAGGAGCUUAGCCAAGUCUAUCAAGGAUAUAGUUCUGUUACCUCAUAUUUCACCAGAAUUAAAAGUCUCUGGGAUGAAAUUCAGUGUUUAAAUGACAUGCCUCUUUGUCAAUAUUGUAUGGGAGUUGAACAAGCAAAGUAUGAAGAAAAACAGAAAUUGGCUCAGCUAUUAAUGGGGUUAAAUGAAAGUUAUAGUGCAACAAGAGGGAACAUUUUGAUGAUGAAGCCUUUUCCUUCUGUCAGAGAAGCUUACUCUAUUUGGAUUGAAAAGGAGAAACAGAGAGAAGUUUCUUCUACUAUGCAGUUUAAUUCUGAAGUUGUUUCUAUGAAUGCAGGAUCUUUGCCUAGAAAUUAUUCAACAAAGAAUGUUCCUCAAUUUCCUUACAAAAACAAAUCAGAUUUCAGGAAAAUUAUCUGUGAAUAUUGCAAGAAAACUGGUCACAGCAAAGACAAAUGCUUCAAAAAUUCUUCUCAACAGUCUGAUGAAAUAGCUAGGAAUGUGAAUAUGGUGACUAAUUCUACAACUAUGGCAGGGCCUUUUACUGAAGAGGCCUCUGGUUCUUGGUAA
Molecule: messenger RNA, 1116 nt
Organism: Dioscorea cayenensis subsp. rotundata (Guinea yam)
Lineage: Eukaryota; Viridiplantae; Streptophyta; Magnoliopsida; Dioscoreales; Dioscoreaceae
Exons: 5
Coding region: 1-1116 (371 amino acids)
Molecular function (GO): zinc ion binding; nucleic acid binding
Source: RefSeq, a predicted model, not a curated record